Saimiri boliviensis boliviensis (Bolivian squirrel monkey) is the source of this 1533-nucleotide messenger RNA. The record is from RefSeq and is a predicted model, not a curated record. NCBI's taxonomy places the organism in Eukaryota, Metazoa, Chordata, Mammalia, Primates, Cebidae.
GUAGUCAUAAAGUUCUCUUUGCCAAGUCACUGCCCUGUCUCUCCAAAUGCUUCCAGUGAAUGCUAAAUACCUUCACCAUAGUUUGUCUGAUACUCUUAGUCAAGAUCAGGAUUGGCUAUGUUAGUACUUACACAUUCACAUGAGAAUUCUGGUUCUGGUACCAGUUUUGUAAAGAAAUUAGUAAACCUGGCUGAUGCUUGAAGGUAGUUGGAUUAACAGGAAAGAAAAGAGACUUCUUUUCUAGCCAAGAUGAAAGAUAAACAAGACAUUCAGGAAGCUCCAGAGGCAACGCAGAAUAAAGUCGACAAGCAGGAAGAUAAGAUGGAGAAACAAGAACAAAGAGAAGACAAACUUGGAGAUCCCGCAGUACAUUCUUCAGUACAUUUUCAAAAACGAAAGAUAACGGGUUCAGUUGCCACAACACUGUCAUUGUCAUCUCCAUUAUCCAGCGGAGUAACUCUUGGCUACUAUCUUUCUAGUCCUCGGAUUAGUGGAUUAACUAUAUCAACAACUGGACAAUUUACUUCUAAAGCUACUAGAGGUAAUGGUUCCCAAGAGGAAAACAGCUUGGAUCCCUUCAUAGUUCCAAAGAAACAUGAUGAAUCACCCAUAAUUGGGGAUGGAGAAGAUUAUUUUCUUUCUUUGUUUGGUGAUUCAAAAAACCGUAUAGCACACUCAAGCUACACUGAGAAAACUUCCAAAUACUUUUCUACGAUUCUUGAAGAAGUUGGCCAAUGUACCUCCAGUUCUCUUGGAGAUGUUAAAAUAGCUGAAGUGAAUGUCAAGGGUUUGUUCAUAAAGCUCAUUAACUCUUCCCUUGACAAAGAAAUGGCCAUUGGAGAUCAUAUUCUCCAGCAAAAUGUGAAUGGACAAACAAUUUCUUUGUACCAAUUCCUUCCAAAUAUCAUAAUGCAGGCCAAUUCCACAGUAACCGCCGUUGCCUGGUACACCCCUAUCCACUGGAAGCAAGCAUGGGAGAAAUUAGAGACUGACAUUGAAUUUAGCAGAUGUUCAGUAGUAUCUCCAACAUUCCAAAGGCACAAGUUUCAGUGGACAGCAUCUACAGCUACAAUAACUAAAGAAAAAGAAGAUCAACCUAAGAACCACAUUUCAAACUAUCAGAUGGAACAAGCUCAAGUUUUUCUUAAAAGAGAGAAGGAAAUCCCACCAACCGUUUUCCCCAAUCGCAGCCCUUGGUGCCAGAAUCCCUAUGUCUCUGCACAUCCUUACUGUCCUCUGAUUGAACCACACAAUAUAUGCAUCACUGGAGGCAGCUUGGAUAGACAGCCCAGGUCUCAGUCAACCAGACCUAAUCGAGCCCCAGGAACUAAGAAAAAGAAGACAUCUGAGUCACAAAAAGCAAUAGGCAGUCAACUCAACCUUUAAAGCUUUACCUUUAUGGUGUUAUGGUCCAGCUCUAUGGAAGCAUAAAAAGAUGUGCAAUCUAGGCUCCCCAUCACGCUGAUCAAAGACAUUUCAUAACUUAAAGAAAAUCAAAUGCCUAAGCAAAUGUAGUGGGUUUCACUUUCAUAG